Messenger RNA from Melanotaenia boesemani (Boeseman's rainbowfish), 803 nucleotides. It is a transcript of the gene gchfr, whose product is annotated as GTP cyclohydrolase I feedback regulator. The transcript is spliced from 3 exons. The record is from RefSeq and is a predicted model, not a curated record. Gene Ontology annotation, molecular function: GTP cyclohydrolase binding. Lineage: Eukaryota; Metazoa; Chordata; Actinopteri; Atheriniformes; Melanotaeniidae. Gene Ontology annotation, biological process: negative regulation of biosynthetic process. Gene Ontology annotation, cellular component: nucleus; cytoplasm. The coding region runs from base 129 to 389 and encodes 86 amino acids.
CAGUGGGUGUUUCCUCAUUCCGCAAAGAGCUGACAGCAGCAGCGCAAGUUGCGGACGUCGGUCGCGUCUCUUAGGAUACCUCUUCAGACAUUCCCGGGGGAGAAAAGGACCGACGCCAGGAAGCAGGGAUGCCUUACAUGCUCAUCAGUACGCAGAUCCGACUGGAAAGUGGCCCAACAAAUGUGGGGGAUGAAUUUUCUGAUCCAACUGUUAUGAAUUACCUGGGAGCAAGAAAAAUCACUGUGCUGGGAAACAAUUUCUCUGAAUACCAUGUGGAAGACCCACCUCGCCUGGUGCUGGACAAGCUGGAGAAGAUCGGCUUCCGUGUGUUGACAAUGACGGGUGUGGGACAAACACUGGUGUGGUGUCUCCACAAAGAAACGGAGUGACUGAUCAUGAACCAGCUGUAUAAAAAAAUCUUUGUCUUUUUUUAACAGAUGACUGGAUUGUGCUGGAAAACAUUUUUUUUCUUCUUUUUGACUUUACCUGCACUUCUUGUGUCAUGUUUACAACCACAGAUUCAGUUCUUUGACAGUGAAAGUCUUGUAUAGUUUGAAUUAUCCCUUAUACAAGGUUUCAGAUUACCUCAAAUAGGUAAUAUGACAAUGAUAUCAAGAUAAUAAAACAACUUUCCAGAGAUUUUAUAAGAUCUCUUUUUCAGUAUUGUUUGCAGAGUACCACCUUUUAUCAAUGUUAGGUUUGUACUUACAGCAUCAUGUAAAGAUGCUUUAUAUCGUGUAUGCUUAAGUAAUGUAAAGAUGUAAAGAACAUUGUGUUGUUAAAAGAUUAAAAUGGCAAGCCAA